Durio zibethinus is the source of this 779-nucleotide messenger RNA. Its product is annotated as axial regulator YABBY 1-like. Gene Ontology annotation, biological process: polarity specification of adaxial/abaxial axis; multicellular organism development; cell fate commitment. Lineage: Eukaryota; Viridiplantae; Streptophyta; Magnoliopsida; Malvales; Malvaceae. The record is from RefSeq and is a predicted model, not a curated record. Gene Ontology annotation, cellular component: nucleus.
CCUUCAUCCUCUUCUUUGUAUCUUUAGCACAACUCAACAAUCAAGAAGAUCAGAUCAAGGUGUGAGACACUUAUCAAAAUCCACUGAUUAGUCAAUCUAUCAAUCAAUCAAUCAAAUCAAAAGCUCAUCAAAAAAGGAUGUCGUCCUCAUCAGCUGCUUUUUCACCGGACCACCUCUCUCCCUCCGACCAGCUCUGUUACGUCCAUUGCAACUUUUGCGACACUGUUCUCGCUGUGAGUGUUCCUAGCACUAGCUUGUUCAAGACUGUUACGGUUCGAUGCGGCCACUGCACCAAUCUUUUGUCUGUCAACAUGCGUGGUUUGCUUCUUCCUGCAGCUAAUCAGCUUCACCUUGGCCAUUCUUUCUUUACUCCUCAGAAUCUCCUGGAGGAGAUCCGAAGUAGUGCACCAACAAAUAUGCUGACCAAUCAGCCAAACCCAAAUGACUCGGUUAUGCCUGCUAUUCGAGGAGGAGUUGAGGAGAUACCCAAACCUCCAGUGGUCAACAGACCUCCGGAGAAGAGACAGAGAGUCCCAUCUGCCUACAACCGCUUCAUCAAGGACGAAAUCCAACGCAUCAAAGCUGGGAAUCCUGAUAUAAGUCACAGAGAGGCCUUCAGUGCCGCUGCCAAGAAUUGGGCCCACUUCCCACACAUACAUUUCGGACUUAUGCCAGAUCAACCCUUGAAGAAAACUAGCAUACGCCAACAGGAAGGAGAGGAGGUGCUUAUGAAAGAUGGGUUCUUUGCUCCAACCAAUGUAGGUGUCACUCCGUACUAA